UUGAGGUGAUUUCACGAUGCCUGAUGCAGGGGCUGUGUUGUCUUAAGCAACUUACGGUGGUUCUCUGAACCACAAGUUCCUCAUCGUUAGAACAGGCUUCAUCACAGUACAACCUGCUGGGUAGCUGUGGGAGUUCGGUGAGAUCACCAGUACAUGCAAAGCGCGCACUGAGGUCAGUCUGGCACACAACGAGGGCCCGAGAACCAGCGAGAGUGGUGGCAAGUGGGGCAUCGCCACUAUUUUUAUUAUAACCCUCACUGCUUCGGGGCAGCCUCCCAGCUAUCUGUGCAGGAUCUUCUAAGCACCUGCCCCGUGGGGGUACAACAACGAACAAGAAGUUCUUCUGGAGCUCACACUCUGGUGGGAGAGAUGGAAUACAAAAAUAAGGACACAUAGUAAGUGAGAAGAUGUUUUACUCUGGUAAGUGCCUCCCAGGAAGUCCACAGGGUGCUGGGUGAGAGGGGCAGGGAAUGGGGGUUACCUGAGCAAGGGGUACAGGUCAAAGCGGGCCCCCAGAGCUUCAUGGAAGAGCUUUGGGGCCUGCCAACUAGAGGAUGAGAAGGUGCUGACCUUGCAAAAUGCAGAGGGAAGAGCACGGCAGGCAGAAAGAACAGUAUGUGCAGAAAUCGUGACGGGGAAAGGGAUCCUUGUGGAUGUAUUUUAUAUUUUGAAAAAAGAAAACCAGGGGCGCCUGGCUGGCUCUGUCAGAAGAGCGGACGCCUCUCGAUCUCGGGCUCGUGAGUCGGAGUCCACGUUGGAUGCAGACAUGCCUUUUCAAAAGACCUCAAUCUUCAGUUAUGAGCAGUGCCAGGUUGAUUUCUUCAUUCAGCAGACAAGCCCCUACUGGGUAGCCAGCCCUGUGCUAGGCCCUAGGGACAAACAGAGCUGCAGGAAAGCGACAUUCUUGUCACACACAUCCUGGACUUGGCACCCCAUGGAGAUGAGCUGGUCUGCUGUUUGCGAAGGGCUCCCAGCUUGGAUCCUUGGGGAAUCCAAAUAAACCGGGCAGGUUCAGGCCUCCCAGGCCUCCCGCCAGCCCAAGGCUCCAGGCUUCCAAAGGAGAGAGGCUUCUGUUUCCGGCCUCUCCCUCCCCCACCCACCUGGGCACAGAGGGUCUUUCAUCCAUUGUUCCUGCUUCCUGCCCAUCCAUCUCCAGCUGCUGGUCUGAACCCCGCAGAUUUACGCUGACAAGCGGAUGCUUUGACCAAGACCCUCGAGGGGGAUAGGGAGGGGAGCAGCCCAGGGUGAGGGGGAGGGUGGGGAGGGAGGGCUCCCUCUUUGUGACAAGGAAGAGUUUCCUGCCCUGAAGAGGUGUUAGACCCUGAGGGCUGAGAGGAAGGGAAGCAAGCCUCUGUCCCUGAAAGCGCCCCCCUGCUGGGAGACGGCAUGAUUAAUGACCCCUGACUCGGCAGGACCCCCAUGCCCCUGGGACUGGGUUUGGGUUAAGCAACAUCUUCCCUGGUGCCAUUUCUGAUGGCGUAGAGUGAGCACUGGACUUGGAGUCAGGAGACCUGGGUUUAGGUUCCAUCUCCGCCAACUCUUCGCUGGGUGACUUAGAUAAAUUUCUUAGCCUCCUUGGGCCUCAGUGUCCGCAUCUGACAGAUGGGUCUAAUAAUCCAUGCCCAUCAGUGUUGUGACCAUGAACGUGAUCUUGUAGGACAGAUGGCUGCAAAAUGUCAUAAUAUGAAACACGUUUUCUGCCCUGGGCUCUCUUAUCCAAAGUAGGAGGUUUCAGACUGGCUCCUGUUAAGGGGGGCUUGUGUGAGCACCUACUGGGUGCCCGGCUGCUGUGCCAGUGUUGAAGAUAAGGAGUAACAAGGCUCAGUUCUCGUUCUCAGUGGAGACAGACGAGCAAACAGACGUGCCUCACGUGACGGGUUGAAGGGUUUGCGUGUACCAGCCAAGAGUGGGGCUCUGGAACCAGCCUGCUUGGUCUCUAGCCCAGUUCUGUCAUUUACUGGCUGUGUGGCUGGUAGGCAAGUCACUUAACCUCUCUGUGCCUCAAUUUCCUAAAUACAUAAAAUGGGGGCGGAUAAUUACCCACCCUGUAAGACUGUUGUCAGGAUUAAAUUAUUUGAUACUUGUAAAGCACUCGGUACAGUACAUGUUACAGAGUACACCUUAAUAAAUACAAAUGACUAUUAUUAUAGGGUCUGCAUUUUGCCCAGAACGACAGAGUCUGGUCCCUGAGCUGGAGCUGCGGCAGCCAAGCCCGAAGGAAGCUGAUGCCCAGCGGACACCUGGUUGGGCAUCGGUUCUCCAUGGCUGGCUGUGUCUGUCUCUCCUGGGACACUGUGGGAUCAGGCACCUGCGGUCCAGCCAGAGCUGCCAUUUGCAUGAAAUUGGAGCAGGUCCCGAGGUGCCAGAGCUUUGCAAGGAGAGUGGCAGCCACGUGGUCCCACCAGGCAGCGAGAUGUGGAAACGUGGCCGGGGUGAGCUCUCGCUCCGGGGCACUGAGCCGGGUGCAAGGGCACCAUACAGCUGCAGACCCCUACCUAAUGGGCAGAGAACCCUCAACUGGACACCAGGCCCCCUUAGCCAGAAAGCUCCAGGAACCCCUUGAUCCUCAAGAGAGAGGGAAGACCAGGAUCAGAAUGCAUUGGGUGAAAAUAAAUACUGCGACCUUCUUCCCCUCAGUGUAGUCCAGAAUUUGUAAAGGGACGAAGACCCCUCAGCCCCAUUCUACUCACAUAUACGUGGUCUGUGGACCAUGUGACUCACUUCAGAUCAAAGCUAACUCAGGAAAGAGCAGAAUCACUGACCACCGCUCUCGCCCUGGAUGAUCAGGAAAUGCUGCUGGGGUUUCUUGCUCGGUCGUUAUUAAGGAACCACCCGACCUAAUGAGCUGGAAAUAAUCCUAUACAUUAAUUGAAAGACAAAUGAUCAUCUAAGAUAGAGUCGUUAUUACUACAGGUGCUGAUGAAGUCAACACAGAGUGGGGAGGGGGUGGCCUAAGGGACCUCCAACCUGGCCAGUGGGGAGUCCAAGGAGAUGGGAAAAGGAGUUGAACCUCAUGUGCCAAAUAGGAAUGAACCAGCCACGGGAAGGGCCCUCCUGGCAGAGGUGCGGGCAGGAGAAACAGAGCCGGACGCUCCGGGGGUGCAAGGGGAGACCAGACGACCCACAGGAGCCCAUGAGGCAGAGCUGAAACUCAGGUCCUUCCUGUCAGCCACGUGAAGCCAUGGGGCCACGAUCCUGCAGACAAUGAGAGGGUUGGAAGCCAUGGACGGACAGAUCCGAUUUGAAGUUUUGCCAGCCACACUGUUGAAGUUUGGAGGAUGGGUUGGAAGGGCGAGGCCUGAAGACAGGGAGACACCCCCAGGAGGCUGUGAGUAGUGAAGGGGAGGAAAGGUUUCCCGCCCCUCAGUGUUGUUUUACAGGCUAAGUGACAAUGCUACUCAUGAAGGGCCUAGUACGGUGCCUGGCACGUAGUGGGUACUCACGGCUCUCAGCAAACACAGCUAAAUGCAGAGGGGUCUGGGCUGGGGCGGUGGCGGUAGGGAUGGAGUAAAGGACUGGCUUGAGAAACACUGAGAAAGGCGAAUCUGUAGGAAUCACGGACUGAUGAGAUAUGGGGGUGCGAGAAAAGGAGUCAGAGAAUUCCUUCGAUAUUUACGAAGCACCUGCCAUGUCCGUGAGCCUUCUUCACGCAUCCACCAACUUUUUGUUGAGUACCUACUCCGUGCCAGGCGCUGUUCUGGGGGCUGGGGCUCUAAAACACAACAGAGCUACUCUCUGGUCCCCUGGCGCUCACUGAGCAGACUUCAUGAACAAUAAUGGAAGGACCAACGGCCUGCUUUUGUGAGAUGGCCCGAGACUGCUAGGCCCUCGGGAGUGGCCUUCCAGCAGUCUCUUGGCGAUCCGCAAGCUUCUGAAACCUCCCAUGCCCCAAACCGGAUUCCCACACCCGCCCGUCUGGCCUGCACGUGUCCCUACCUCAGGAAAUGACACUGCCACUCACCAGGUGCUCAGGCCAGAAACCUGGGUGUCCCUUCUAGUGCCUUCUUUCUCUCCCCCCUCUUUCCACUCCCGAUCCAGUUCAUCUGCAGCUCCUGUGAAGUUUCUUUCCAAAACAUACUUUGAGGUCUCUCCCCAUCUUAGUCCAGGCCCCUGGCACUCCUGCAGGACGCCAUUUCCACUGCCUGGCUGGUCUCCUUGCUGCUUGACCCUCGCCUCAUUACCCCACACGACAGGCAAGAGCAAGCUGCUGCUGCUGCUUUUUUUUUUUUAACAGGUGAAAGCAACGAUCUCACAUCUCUGAGAGGAUUUUCCACUCGCAUCUGACUUUCUACUACAAUUUGGUUUCCUGUGGUGGUUACGGAGGCUGCCAAGCCAGCGGGCUUUGUUAUGCUGGGGCGCAGAGAAAGGCCUCCGGAGAAAACCAAGCCUCCCCUUGCACCCUCAACCCUGUGUGGACAGAGAAGCCAGGGCGGUAAAGAGCAGACUGCCUAGUUUUGAACCCUGGCUCCCCCAUUUCCUAGCAUCUAGCAGUGACGCUUUGGAUUCUGCACUUCUCCAGGAAGGGGCCAUCCUGCAUCCCUGCAUCUGAGCACACAGCAGGUGCUCAAUAAAUGCUUGUCGACUCAACUAUUGAGCAGAGAACUGACCAAAGAGAUCUGGAAAGUAGAGCGUGGGGACAGCUUUCACAGGACAGUCUGCCCAUCCGCCUGGAAGUGAAAGUUGCACUGUUAGUUCUGAGAGCAUGAGAAAGAAACCCACGACUUCCAUGGAACAGCAUCAGUCUGGGCCCAGGAUAUUCAAGGCUAUGUGAGCUGUCGCCUGAUGUCUCAGAUCAGCCUUCCCAGCCGCCCCCAGAGUGUGACCGGUCCUCCUCUGCCGAGCCUCGGGGUUUGUAUAUGCUUCUGUAAUGGCUUUUGGCAAAUAUUGUGGUUGUCUGUUGAGAUGUCUGUCUCCCCAGCUAGUCCGGGAGCUCCUGGGGGUCAAGAGCUGCAUGGUGGUCAUCUCUGCUCCCAGCUCCCUGUACAGAGCCUGGCACACAGCAGAUAGUCAGCAAAAGUUACUCGAGAGGAUAAAUACAUAUUUGGGAAAGCAGUGUGGAUUUUUAUUAUUCUGCCAUACCUGGAGUCCUUGACGAAUACAACAGGGUACAUGUCACUCUAAACCACAAUAGGGGCCUUGGCAGGAAACAGAUGGUGCACUCAAGUGGAGUCGUUUGAAGAGAGUUUAAUCAAGAGACCAUUAACAAUGACCGUGGUCAGGAUUCAGGGCGACCAGGAGGGAUGGUGCAGUGUCCUAGGGCUGGCAACGAUGGGGAGCUGUUACCACCUGUAGCCCAAAGGACGGAGAGGGAGAAGUUACCCAGACCCAGGGCCAGAGAUGUAUGCAUGCAAGGGGCCGCCUGCAGGGGCUGGAGCCCUUGGGCGAGGGACACAGCCAAGCCAUAGCCACCUUGCAGGAAGAGGCUGGGGGAGUAACUACACGCCCUCUGCCCUCCUGCCCUGCCCAACCGGAAACCAGAGGGCAAAGGAGGCCAUUGAUGUCAACCACAAAAUUCACCUAUAAGGGGAUAGAACAGGAUGGAGAAGGACCGUGGGGAGUUCUAGAGGGGCAAAGAGAGAAGUCCAGCACUGGAAGGAACAUUAUGCCCCCAGGAUCUUUCAGGGCCUCUGGACACCUUAUAAAGUGCAAAAAAUGGUCACAACCAAGCACAGUCUUUAGGUAAACGACUACUGUAUUCCAGGUGUUGUGCUCCUCGGUUUUCCAGGCUCAGAGAGUCCAAGGAACCCACCCAAGGGCACACAACAGGAAAUGGCGCAGCCAGGAAUGGGACACAGCUUGGCCCUGAGCUCAGGUUCUCAUCACCUCUUCCUGGCUACGCGGCAGGCAGGUAUUACCGGCUGCUCGGUUUGCAGAUCAAGACCUGAGUCUGAGAAGGAAACGGCGUGUCCGUGGUGACCCCACGAAGCAGAUCCCGGGCAGCCAGAGUGGCCCGAGCGCCGUGGAUGCAGCUAAGAGCUCUGGCUUUGGACCCAGAUAGGCUGGCUUCAUCCUGGCUCUGCACCUACCGGAUGUAGUGACCUUGGGCAGGUCACUUUCCGGUGUCUUUGGUCUCAUCUGCAAAACAGGGACGACAGUAUCUACUCCAUGUGGCGUGAUGAGGAAACUGAGGCACCGGACAGGCCAAGUAUGUUGCACACACAGGGGCGGAUCCACAUUCUGCAGGAUAUGAGGAAAUUGAGGCUCGGAAAGGACCAGCGGCUUGCCCGACGGCACAGCGCAAAGAAGUGGUGGAACAAGACUCGAACCCAGGCAGCCUGACUUCAAGGACUCCGUUGAGCCACCUAAGAACCGUUACCUCCCUCAUCACCAGGGAUCAGUGCCUCCAGCCGGCACUCCUCCCCUCCCUUGGCACGUGCUCUCAUCCCUUACGGGACAGCUGCUUGGGCUCCCAGCAUGGGCAAAGAGAAGACCCACAUCAACAUUGUGGUCAUCGGCCAUGUGGAUUCGGGCAAGUCCACUACGACAGGACAUCUCAUCUACAAAUGUGGGGGCAUUGACAAGAGGACCAUCGACAGGUUUGAGAAGGAGGCUUCAGAGGUGGGCAAAGGCUCCUUCAAGUAUGCCUGGGUGCUGGACAAGCUGAAAGCAGAGCGGGAACGUGGCAUCACCAUUGACAUCUCCUUGUGGAAGUUUGAGACCAAGAAAUACUACAUUACCAUCAUCGACGCCCCAGGUCACCGUGACUUCAUCAAGAACAUGAUCACAGGCACCUCACAGGCAGACUGUGCUGUGCUGAUUGUGGCAAGCGGUGUGGGUGAGUUUGAGUCCGGCAUCUCCAAGCACGGGCAGACCCGGGAGCAUGUACUGCUCGCCUACACACUGGGUGUGAAGCAGCUCGUCGUGGCGGUCAACAAGAUGGACCUCACAGAGCCUCCUUACAGCAGUGCACGCUUUGAGGAGAUCAGCAAGGAGGUGAAGGCCUACAUCAAGAAGAUCGGUUACAACUCCGAGGCUGUCGCCUUUGUGCCCAUCUCGGGCUGGCAUGGGGACAACAUGAUGGAACCCAGCACCAAGAUGUCCUGGUUUAAAGGCUGGAAGAUCACCAGGAAGGAAGGAAACGUGGUGGGCAUGACAUUGCUAGAAGCACUGGACUCCAUCAUGCCCCCUGCCCGCCCUACAGACAAGCCCCUGCGGCUGCCUCUGCAGGAUGUGUACAAGAUUGGGGGCAUCGGCACCGUGCCCGUGGGCCGGGUCGAAACAGGCUUCCUCAAGCCAGGCAUGGUGGUGAACUUUGCCCCCUGCAACAUCACCACAGAGGUCAAGUCUGUAGAGAUGCACCACGAGGCCCUGGCUGAGGCCCUGCCUGGAGACAACGUGGGCUUCAACUUGAAGAAUGUGUGGGUGAAGGACAUUAGGCGGGGCUACGUGGCGGGAGACAACAAGAAUGACCCGCCCUUGGAAGUGGCGAGCUUCGUCUCCCAGGUGAUCAUUCUCAACCACCCUGGCAGCAUCGCAGCUGGCUACUCGCCAGUUUUGGACUGCCAUACGGCCCACAUCGCCUGCAAGUUUGCAGACCUCAGGGAGAAGAUUGACCGGCGCUCAGGCAAGAAGCUGGAAGACAAUCCCAAAGCCCUGAAGUCUGGGGACUCAGCCAUCGUUCAGAUGAUUCCACGAAAGCCCAUGUGUGUGGAAAGCUUCUCAGAGUACCCGCCCCUUGGUCGCUUUGCUGUGCGUGACAUGAGGCAGACGGUGGCUGUUGGGGUCAUCAAGGCUGUGGAGAAAAAAGCAGCGACUGGUGGCAAAGUCACCAAGUCUGCCAUGAAAGCGGCCAGGAAGUGA
Messenger RNA from Ailuropoda melanoleuca (giant panda), 7800 nucleotides. Its product is annotated as elongation factor 1-alpha, somatic form. The transcript is spliced from 17 exons. Gene Ontology annotation, molecular function: translation elongation factor activity; GTPase activity; GTP binding. Gene Ontology annotation, biological process: translational elongation. The record is from RefSeq and is a predicted model, not a curated record. NCBI's taxonomy places the organism in Eukaryota, Metazoa, Chordata, Mammalia, Carnivora, Ursidae. Bases 6415 to 7800 code for a protein of 461 amino acids.